This is a messenger RNA of Nerophis ophidion (straightnose pipefish), 3270 nucleotides long. RefSeq names its product arginase 2 (gene arg2). The transcript is spliced from 8 exons. NCBI's taxonomy places the organism in Eukaryota, Metazoa, Chordata, Actinopteri, Syngnathiformes, Syngnathidae. Gene Ontology annotation, molecular function: arginase activity; manganese ion binding. Gene Ontology annotation, cellular component: mitochondrion; cytoplasm. The record is from RefSeq and is a predicted model, not a curated record. Bases 185 to 1237 code for a protein of 350 amino acids.
UCUAUUGAUACACUUUUAAUCGCGGCAAGGAAACUUCUAGAAGUGACGGACAGGAAAAAAAAUAAAAAAAAUAAUAAUAAUUAAAAUAUUAUUCGGACCGGAAGUGCGCGACUCAGCAUCCAGAAGAAGAGGCAACAUCUCGCCGCCCUUUCGUCAGACUUGCAGCGAGCGGCGCGGAGGCAACAUGGCUCUCAGCGGACAUCUCAGCCGCCUCAUCCGGACACGGGCGCUCUGCGGCGGGCAGCCCAGCCGAGCUCAGUCGGUGGCGGUGCUGGGGGCUCCUUUCUCGCGGGGCCAGAAAAGGAGAGGAGUGGAACACGGACCCAAAGUCAUCCGGGAGGCGGGGCUCAUGGAGAGGCUGUCCGGGCUAGAUUACGCCGUACACGACUUUGGCGACCUGACUUUCCAACACCUGGAGACGGACGAGCCCUACAUGAACGUCAAGUUCCCUCGCACGGUGGGCGCCGCCAACAAGAAGCUGUCGGGCGCCGUGAGCCGAGCGGUGGGCUCGGGCCACACCCUGGUCAUGCUGGGGGGCGACCACAGCCUCGGUGUGGGCUCCGUGGGAGGCCACGCCCAGCAGUGCCCUGACCUGUGCGUCAUAUGGGUGGACGCCCACGCCGACAUCAAUACGCCCGUCACCUCGCCAUCGGGGAACCUGCACGGACAACCGGUGGCCUUCAUGCUCAAAGAGCUGCAAGACAAGGUGCCCCGUCUACCUGGAUUCUCCUGGCUGAAGCCAUUCCUCUCCUGCAGGGACCUGGUCUACAUCGGGCUGCGGGAUGUGGACCCUGGAGAGUACCACAUUAUGAAGGAUUUGGGGAUCCAAUACUUCACCAUGAGGGACAUUGACAGACUUGGCAUCCAGAGGGUCACGGAAGUCGCUCUGGACCACGUGCUGGCGAGAAAACAGAGACCAAUUCACCUGAGCUUCGACAUCGAUGCCUUCGACCCGUCUCUGGCUCCCGCCACGGGGACGCGGGUGAACGGAGGACUGACCUACAGGGAGGGCAUCUACAUCACAGAGGAAGUUCACAACACAGGUCUGCUGUCAGUCAUAGAUCUGGUGGAAGUGAACCCCGUCCUGGUGUCCUCGCAGGAAGCCGUGGAGGCCACCGCCUCCCUGGCCGUGGACGUCAUCGCAUCAUCUCUGGGACAGACGAGAGAAGGCGCUCACGUGGUCAUAGACGAGAUCCCUUCGGCGAAGGAGGACGACACGGAGCAGCUCUGCCUCUGAGGACCCUCACAAUCCGCCGAGACACAAACAUUCCAACGUGUUGCGUUCAAGGCUGCUACAAGUCCAAGGAGCAGAGCCUCGUUUGCUUUAAUUUAGCUGUACUCUCUCCGAUGUAUUUAACCGUGAAAAGUAUUUGACUUGAAAGGUUUGCCGUGACCUAAUUUAGACAGAAAUAGGAGCACAACCUACUAAUUUAUUUUAUAUUUAUUAUCAUUAAUUGUUUUACAUGAGAAUGUGCUCGUCUCAAAAGGUGUUUUUUUUAGUGAAAACUAGCAGUCAUAAGUUUGCACUUUUGGACCAGCAGUUGUUAGAGUUGGCUUGACAUCUUCAUCAUAGCUGGGACUAAGAAAGAAAAUGCUAGCGUCCAGCUUUGACCAUCAAAGGCUGGCUGAUGUGGUCACUGAACUAAGUCAAGCACUUGACAUUUGUUGGUGUUCAAAAGCAGACCUUCUGGUCUUCCACGUGCUACCAUUGUCAUUUUUGACCUGUCAACAGAGGAGUUUGUUCUCAGAGCUUCCACAAAGUUCACUCUAAUAACCACUACUUUUUAUACGCUGUACAAUAUACAGUACAGGCUUAGGUUGGACACACCUUCUACUAGUUCAAUGUGUUUUCUUUAUUUUCAUGACUAUUUACAUUGUAGAUUGUCACAUCCAAACUAUGAAUGAACACAUGAGUUAUGUACUCAACAAAAAAAAGGUGAAAUAACUGAAAACAUGUUUUAUAUUUUCUUCAAAAUAGCCACCCUUUGCUCUGAUUGCUGCUUUGCACACUCUUUGUCGUUCUCUCCAUGAGGUAGUCACUUGAAAAGUAAGGUCUUCUCUUCAAACAGAAAUAUAUUGUUUGACCCAAGAAUGACAAAAGCAAAGAGGAAGCAGGACCAGAAUUCCCUCCAUGCGACCUUUUUUUCUGAACUGUUUACGACCCCCAACCCUUUGAAAGCAGCUAUUGACAUGUGGUCAGAGAAAGUCCAAAUACAGGAGGAGGUAUACAACGGUGGUAGAGGGGUUAGUGCGUCUGCCUCACAAUACGAAGGUCCUGAGUAGUCCUGGGUUCAAUCCCAGGCUCAGGGUCUUUCUGUGUGGAGUUUGCAUGUUCUCCCCGUGACUGCGUGGGUUCUCUCCGGGUACUCCGGCGUUCUCCAAAGACAUGCACCUGGGCAUAGGCCCCUCCCACCUCCAGAGACAUGCACCUGGGCAUAGGCCCCUCCCACCUCCAGAGACAUGCACCUGGGGAUAGGCCCCUCCCACCUCCAGAGACAUGCACCUGGGGAUAGGCCCCACCCACCUCCAGAGACAUGCACCUGGGGAUAGGCCCCUCCCACCUCCAGAGACAUGCACCUGGGGAUAGGCCCCACCCACCUCCAGAGACAUGCACCUGGGGAUAGGCCCCUCCCACCUCCACCUGGGGAUAGGUUGAUUGGCAACACUAAAUGGUCCCUAGUGUGUGAAUGUUGUCUGUCUAUCUGUGUUGGCCCUGUGAUGAGGUGGCGACUUGUCCAGGGUGUACGCCGCCUUCUUCCCGAUUGUAGCUGAGAUAGGCACCAGCGACCUCAAAGGGAAUAAGCGGUAGAAAAAUGGAUGGGUUUUCCCUUCACAGGUGUGCUUGAAGCUCAAGGAGAGAAUGCCAAGAGUGUGCAAAGCAAAGUGUGGCUAUUUUGAAGAAACUAAACAAGUUUUCAGUUAAUUCACCUUUUUUUUGUGUGAAGUACAUAACUCCAUGUGUUCAUUCAUAGUUUACAUGUGACAAUCUACAUGGAAAUAAAGACAACAUUGCAGUGAAUGAGGAAGUGUGUCCAAACUUUUGUCCUGUACCGAAUAUGAAGUGUAGUUUUGCAAAUUUUAGCGAAAAUCCGACCAAGAUGAAACCAUCUUUAAUACUUUUUGAGUAGCAGGUUAGGUGUUUGAGUCUGGAUCUUGGACAUUGACCAACAAGAGGCGGCGGGUACUUUGAGGAAACUUUAUUAUUUCUGCAAGCAUUGAUGAUUAUCAGAUUGAUUAAAGGAAUGGCUCGUUCAACGUCCGGGGAAACAA